CCGUCAACUUAAACACCAGUUCUUGGCAAACAGCCUUUCCUUGCCCUUCUUGGUAUCUUCAAAAAAAAAAAAAAAUAAUGGGGGUGGAAAAGCAAGCCAAGAACACCAGUUGUUGUCCUCCAGUUUUUAGACUUUGGGUCUGUGGCAGAGCAGAGGCGCAGAUGCACCAGCCUGCAACUAUUCCAUUAUAUAAACAGCUGGAUCAAGGCAUACAGGUGAACUGCCGUGGAGGUGCCUUACUCUUUGUAUUGACCAUAAAGGGAACAUAAAAGACUGUUUGGAGAAAACAUGCUGGCUUACUGGGAGAUCUUAAUCGUCGGUGCACUAGUAUUGAACUUUCAAGGUUACAGCUAGGCAGAGAUCGACAGUAUUAAAACAACCCUGUUGCUCUGCAGUUUAACAAAAAACAGACUAACCUUGCUAAUGCAUAUAUACUCCCUCCUCUGUCAUGGAGAGCAAGGCGGCUCCUUAAACUGAUGGUCUCAGUGGCUUCAGUUGAACCUGCAGGGAAAGAAUCCUGUCCGUAGCAUUUUUCAGCAAUGAGUUAAAUACUUCUGAGCCAUCUUUGCUUACCUUCGGGUUGAAAAACUGAACGGAAAGGCAGGAGAGCUGGGAUCUUCCUGUGCGCUUGUCUAUCUACAUGUGGGGAUAAGCUGCAAGGCCAAGAGCAGGCAGUUUCCUUGUCAGUACCAGAAAUGGUACAAAUGAUUGUGCAAAGCUACAGGAGGUCCCUGCAAGAGUUUUCAGGAAGUCCAGUUAUAUCAAGAUGCAAGAGUCUCAGCUCUUCCCACUUGCUCACUAGUGCUCCCCAGAGCAUUACUGAAUGACUGGUGCUCUGGGAAAAGGAUCCAGUGGACAUUCUGCUUGAUUUGGGGUUUGGUACAGAAGAGCCUGAUGUCUGCACUAAAAUCCCUCCUCGGUUCCUCAGUGGUGCUUCUGUAGCAAAAGGAAUCAACAUCCGAGUCUUUUUGGAAGCUCAGAAGCAGCGGAGGGACAUUGAGAGGCCAAACCUAUAUGAAUGUUUUCGACAGCUGGAAGUACUUGACCAUGUAAGCAGUGCCCUCUCAUCUUUGCUGACCGAUGUCAACACCCAACAGACCAAAGCACAGAAUGCCGGCGGGGAUGAGACUGCUCUCCUGGAUGCUACAAAGAGCAGACCUGUGGUCACACGAGCGAAGCGGAGAAGAAUAGGUCAGCUCCUGAAAAGAGCUUCUUGGCAGACCACGCUGCUGAAACAGGGCUCACUGGCACCUGGGGAAGCCAACUCGCCCAGCAGGAAAGAGCAACCCUGUUCUUGUGCAGAUAUUGCUGAGAGGGCAACAGUCCAGGUUCAGAGUUUUGAGGAUGAAACUCUAUGUGGAAAUGCUCCUGACACCACUUCAGAUGAGUCAGAGGUGAUGGUGACAAGAACAAGCAGGUGCCAGUCAGACAGCAGUGGGUUCAUGGAGGACCUGCCAGAACCUGUAGUCUUGCAAGUAAGAACUUUGUCCAGAAAGAUUAAUUUUAUUUCUGAUAUCCACAAUCAAGAAACAGGUCUGUCACAUAGGGCAGUUUUUCCUAUGUUAAAUCAAGAUUUUCAACAAAAGCCAGAUGAUUGUGUUGCUAAUAUCUUCAUCACAACUUGCAAGAGCAUUUUGACAGUACCUAAAUCAACAAAAGCAUGUAGUGACCAGGGAGAAGAGACUCUUCUGCUGCUGACUGCAGAAAAUGGCAAGUAUCAGGCAUGUAAUGCUGAGCCACAGAGUUUUGUCCAAGAAGUGUUACAUGACAUGGACAAGAAAGAGGAUAAAAUUGAAAGAAAGCAACUGGAAAAAGAGAGGUGCAUAAAAGAGCAUAAUCCUUGUUUUCAGGGUGAUACUCAGGAUGGAAAUGAUCCUAGCUCCUCCAGAUUUGAUUGUCAUUUAUAUUUUAGUACAGGACACAAAAAGAUGAGUGAAACCUUCACUGAACUGAGUGAUAUAAACCCUGCAGUCAUCAGUAAGAGCAAAAUCAGAGGUGAAGAUGAAGGUGAGAGGUGCUGGACUGAAAAGGACAUUGUAGUUGCAUGUCAUGAAAGUGCCUGUGGAGGUUGUACAGGAAAUGUUAAAGGGCUGUGGUGGGGCGCGGAAGUGGUCAGCAAAGAUGGUACCCCGCUUGCAGUGAAUGAGGUGAAAAAUGGGCAGAAGUUCUGCAAAAUGGAUGGUGAUUCGAAAAAUACAAGAUGCUCCCCCAAAAUGGGGCUCCCAGAAACUCCGCAGUGGGGCUCAGCAGCGCAAAGUGGGAGCAGUGCAGCUUCAAGCUGUUCUCUGCAAGUAUCUCGGAGGCAUCCCUCCUGCCUAGUGGAGGGGCCCGGAUUAAGUUCAUCUGAAGAUCAGGAGACUGGUAGCAUAGAGGAGAUGUUAUGUGCUAACAAAUCAGAACAGGGAGACGCUGUCCAAAACAGUGAAAUGGCUUCUGCUCCUCUGAAAUCUGUUACUGUUCAGAUGUCUUCAGGGCUGGAAUUUACUUCAAGAGCGAAGGGCACAGGGCAAAAUGCUCCUCUCAGUGAAAGCCUUGCCAGGGAAGAUCCUGUGGACUUCUCUGGUGUGUUAGUGCAUUGUUCUGAGCGUAGUCCUGUCAUAUGGUCAGAUCCAGGGGCUUCAAACGAUGGCGUGAAGCAGACCGCUGAAGCUUCCAGCCAAACUGACAUUCCCGCCAGGAAACCCAGGCGGCCACCACUGCUUUGUCCACCCCGUACUCACCUGACAAAAUCAGCCUCUCUUGACAGCAUGCUUUGUGGCAAAUACAGGUCACACUACUGGGGUGAAGCCUCUGGUGCCGGGGGUGCGCAAGGCAGUCACUGCUGCCAUGGCUGCUGCCCUUGGACCUUCCCCGUGGCUGUCUCUCCCCAACGCCCUGUGGGCUGCUGCUCAAACCGUGUCGCCACUGAGCUGCAGCUCUUGAAAAUGCUGAUGCUCCUACAGGACACUGCAAUGCGUAAUCUUGCUCCAUGUACCCUCCAUGAAAUAGAAGCAAUGAAGAGCUCCUGCCAGCACUUCCAGGAGAAGUUGGAUGAGAUUGAACAGCAACUGACCGAACAGCAGGCGCUGUUUUCCGGGGCUAUGCCAGAUGAAGGAAGAUAAUGGGAGGAAGGCAGACACCUGCAACUCUUAAGGCGAGCUGUUCGUCAGGAGGUUGCAGAGCUGGAAUUUCGGCUGAACGAUUGAGCUUGCCAGGUCAGGGAGAGCAUCCUUAUGCAGCUGGACCAAUUACUAGCAGAACAAUCCCAUCUGUUUUCUGAGCUCGGACUCUCUGAUUGGAAGAGAGAAAGAAAAGCCCAGAAUAAACAAGCAUUUCCAGAUGCUGCUGCUGCACAUCCUCGAAGUGGGUGCUCAAAAAUGGUGCUCCAGAGAGCUCCUAGCAAAAACAUGACAGCAACAGGCUCGCUCUCUGCCCCACAGCCAGGGGGACCCCCAACACAGUUUCCUACCAGGACAACACCUGAGCUGAAUUCAGCCGAGUCUGCCCCACAGGAGGUCUCCACCAGUAAAAAGGAAAUAAAAGGACCUCCCCAAGCAAAAAUGGACUUUAAGGCAUUUAUACACAAUUUGAAGAAAUCUUUCCAAAAUUCUUUAGGUAAUGAUUCAGCAGAAGGAAAAGACUGACAGAGGACAGACUUAUGGAUUUUGAUUUUAAUAAUUGUGGCCUUUUCCCUGAAAUGCAUGGUAUAUCACAGAAACAAAUUAAGAAAACAUUGCAUUAUAGCAAGUUCUGAUCCCAGCAGUUUGAUUUGCAAUGAGAUGACUGGCCAGAAAAGCAGGCAUUUUUUAAAGGAUGUUUAGAAGAGAGGCACUAUGUAUUUUGCUCUUCUGUGAUUGCAGAACCUACUACACUCCUAUUAACAAUCUCAUGGGAUAGGGCUGUUCUUUGCAAAGUCAUUUAAAAGGAAAAGGAGAGGGCUUAUUUUUGAGAAUAACUUGCAGACAGCCCAGGAGAUACCACUAGAAGGUAUUCUCCUUAUAGCCAGUUAUUUUAACACAGUCCUUCAGCCAAUAUUAAUCCUCAAGCCCAAACUACCUUGUAUAGUCCUAGCCACAUUCUAGAUCUUAACUUGCUACUAACUUGCCUCUGACUAAUUUUGUGAGGCUUGUAUCUACUGUCAGUAUCAAAUCAGAGGCUCACUGAUGGUGCAUAAAAUGUUAAACACCUGCUCUUUCAAACUAUUACAGUGGAUAGUCUCCUGGCUGUCCUCUUUCCUUUUCAUAUUUGUUUCAUAUAAAUCCAAUUAAAACCAAAAUGAGAUGAGAAACAUAGGAUUUUCUACAUUAUAAGCCUUGAAUCAGAAUCCUGGUUCAGUUUUCUGGGGAUUGCGUAGAGCCUGGAUUAAUGCAGAAAAAGCUGUAAGAAAAGACGUCUCAGGUUUGGAUCACAGCAAAGAAAUUCAACUGGUUCAUUUUCAAAGCAGUGCAGUCUGUACUACUGCUUUCAAUUUAGCACUUCCCAGAAUGUGAGAUGUCCUACUGGCUUGUUUGUUUAAUGCUCUGGAGGGAUCUUAGGUGUCAUUUAGGCUUUGGUGUUGCAAAUCACAGCUCUGCAAAGGUGCAAAUAGAAGUAGCAUUUGCACAUGUUUAAGGAGAAAAUGGAGUCAAACAUGCUGAGCAGCCUCGAGGCUCCCUGCACCUCUACGUUUCCACAGAUGUUCAGGGUAAUAAAAUGAUUGGGGGGAGAGAGGUACAUAACAUAGGAACUGACAAGAUCCUCCACAGCCCGCUGGGCCAUGAAUUUUACUGGUUGAAAUUUGCCCCUUUCUUGAGACCCCGCAUGGGAUUUGUACACCACUUUCACACUAUCAAUUGUUUAAGAGUUUAUACUAAGAGUUUAGAGUUAUCAAGAUUUGUGAUUGUGACAGUAUCUUCAGGCAGCAUGCAAACAGGACCAAAACAUCCUUCACCUAAGUCUUGGUGGAACAAGCAAUAAAUUUGACUUAGUAUUUUCUCUC
Molecule: messenger RNA, 4957 nt
Organism: Aquila chrysaetos chrysaetos
Lineage: Eukaryota; Metazoa; Chordata; Aves; Accipitriformes; Accipitridae
Gene: ITPRID1
Product: ITPR interacting domain containing 1
Molecular function (GO): signaling receptor binding
Source: RefSeq, a predicted model, not a curated record